Lindgomyces ingoldianus is the source of this 4026-nucleotide messenger RNA. Its product is annotated as kinesin-domain-containing protein. The coding region runs from base 1 to 4026 and encodes 1341 amino acids. Gene Ontology annotation, cellular component: spindle microtubule; nucleus. Gene Ontology annotation, molecular function: microtubule binding; plus-end-directed microtubule motor activity; ATP binding. NCBI's taxonomy places the organism in Eukaryota, Fungi, Ascomycota, Dothideomycetes, Pleosporales, Lindgomycetaceae. Gene Ontology annotation, biological process: mitotic spindle assembly; microtubule-based movement. The transcript has 9 exons. The record is from RefSeq and is a predicted model, not a curated record.
AUGGUUCUGCGCUCGUGCCUUGCAACAGGCUCUAUCCUCAACACCAUCUACUCUCACUCGUAUCUAGAAGUGUGCAUCGAGUUGCCGAACGACCCCAAGGUGUUGUUGAGGGGGUGGGUAAGCUCUCAGAAUAACCAGCUCGGUUCAGGUCACGGGCGGCUUGGCAUGUUUACGUCCCGUGUUGUGGUCAACAGUGCGGGUGAAAGAAGCUCAACACCAAAGCGCAUUGCUAACAACAGCUUCUUUCCCACAAAACACCUUGGCCUUUCUGUUAUGUCCGGUCUCCCUCGGCCUGGCCCGCCUCCCGGUAAGAAAGUCCCAACAAUGCGCCCUUCAUCCAUGCGUCCGCCUCUCAAUACGGCGCGCGGCCGUUCUGCUACACCUGCACACAAUGGCCGAACCUCCCCGGCAGAGUCAGUGGCUUCUUCACGAGUGCGAUCAUCGCCAGCGCCAGGUACAAAACGUAAACAGCGAGACUUCGACCAGGAUCACGGCGAGGAAACCAACAUCAAUGUUGUCGUCCGGUGUCGCGGUCGCAAUGAUCGCGAAGUCCGAGAAAACAGUGGCGUCGUUGUCUCUACCGACGGAAUCAAGGGAAGAAUCGUUGAUUUAUCCAUGGGACCCAAUGCUCUUAGCAACAAGACGUACCAAUUCGACAAGGUCUUCUCCCCGGCGGCUGAUCAAAACAUCAUCUUUGACGAAGUCGUUGCUCCGAUCUUGGAUGAGGUAUGCUCUAGUGGAAUUGAUAAUCGUGUCCUUGGUGGCUUCAAUUGCACAAUCUUCGCCUAUGGCCAAACUGGCACUGGCAAGACGUACACCAUGUCCGGCGACAUUUCCGACAUCCUUCCUCUACCAGAUGCGGCUGGUAUCAUCCCACGUGUAUUGUUUUCCCUUUUUAACAAGCUCGAAAGCACCGAAUCCGAAAACUCUGUCAAGUGCUCCUUCAUCGAGUUAUACAACGAAGAAUUGAGGGACUUGUUAUCCGCGGAUGACCAUGUCAAAUUGAAGCUCUUCGAGGACAAUAACAAGAAGGGUCACAGUUCAACUCUUGUUCAGGGUAUGGAGGAGUGCCACAUCAAGACCGCUUCCAGAGGUAUUCAGCUACUCCGCGAAGGAAGUCACAAGCGCCAAGUUGCCGCAACGAAAUGUAACGACCUUAGUUCUAGAAGCCAUACUGUUUUCACCAUUACCGUCUUACUGAAACGAACUACCGAUGAUGGACAGGAGUACAUGAGCUCCGGGAAGCUAAACCUUGUCGAUCUUGCUGGAAGCGAAAAUAUUCAGCGAAGUGGAGCAGAAAACAAGCGCGCUACUGAGGCCGGAUUGAUCAACAAGAGCUUGCUGACGCUUGGUCGAGUUAUCAAUGCCCUCGUGGAUCGAGGUUUGCAUAUUCCGUACCGCGAAUCGAAAUUGACGCGUCUUUUGCAGGAUUCUUUGGGAGGACAGACGAAGACGUGCAUUAUCGCAACCGUGUCACCAGCCAAGAGCAACCUCGAGGAGACUAUUUCCACCCUAGACUACGCUUUCCGUGCCAAGAACAUCCGUAAUAAGCCACAGGUCAACCAACUCAUGUCAAAGAAGACUCUACUGAAGGAGUUUACGACUGAAAUUGAGAAACUCAAGAGUGAACUCAUCGCGACUCGGCAACGGAAUGGCGUGUAUCUCACCCAAGAAAACUUUGAGGAGAUUACCACCGAGAGCGAGUCAAGACGAAUCCUUAGCGAAGAGCAGCGAGACAAGAUUGAAACAAUGGAAAUCCAUCUACGCAACAAGGGGCAAGAGCUGUUCUCUCUUAUGACUAACUUCCAGAAUCUUAAGAAGGACAAUGAGCAGGCCAAGAUUACGUUGGAGGGCACAAAGAGCAUUCUUGAGAAGACGGAGAUUGUGUUGGAGCAUACUCGACAGAAUCUUGCGGAAGAAUCGAUGCUCCGGAAGGCGCACCAGAAGACAGAGGGCGAUCUAGCAGAUAUCGGGUAUGACAUGAUUUCUACCCUCAGAAAGACAACUUCAGAUAUCAAUGGCCUACGCUCAAAAAUCCGUCGCAAGUCCGACCUACAGUCCCAAAAUCGACAGAACUGGGCCUCGUCACAAUCACAAGUUUACGAUACCACAAGUCUGGUUGAGAACCGGAUAGAACAAUUCCAGGCCCAACAAGAGCUGAUGAUGAAUAGUCUCUCUACAAGGAUGCAGACGUUUGUCAAAGACGAGCUGAAUAAGCUCGGGGCUUCUCAAACCUUCUUGCAGGAGAAGAUGAAGGCAUACAAUAUUUCGGAGCAAGAGGUGAAUGAGCAGACUACCAAAGCUUGUGAUGAUGUGAACGAGGUUUUGGGAGAGAUUAAGACACUACGAGAAGAAGUGAAGGAGAGGUUAGGCGCUGGACUCAAUGAGCUGUCUGUUGCUGCGGAAAAGAUUUCGGAGAACAUUAUCAUAGAGCUAGAGGCUUUUCAUACUGAGCUUCACUCAUCUUACUCGUCACUCGGCAGAGAAUUCAAGAACACGUUUGACGACCUCACCAGGUGCUUGAACGAGCAACAGGACGAAAACAGCCAGCUUCAUCUGCAGAUCCUGAAUGCCAACACCGCCCUUUUGGCUGACGAAGAAAAACAAAAGUCCGUGGAAGAGCGCCAACAGCUGUUAGCUCAGAUUACUUCCCUCAUCAAUUCUAGCGCCGAAGUACAGGUGGAGAGGAUGAAUGAGCGGAUUUCGAGUGUUAGUGAGGAGAUUAGUGGUGCAAAUGCGGCGUUCAACACAAAGCAGACUGCGUACAGCCAGGGCAUGAGCGCUUGGUCAGAUCGGUCAAAGGAAAUCGUCUUUGGUGUAUCGAAAGCACGAGACAAUGUGAAGGCGAAGAUCAAGACCGACUUUGCGGUCGCAACACAACACUCCGCUUCGAUCAAAGACACCACAACAUCUGUGCACGCUAGCACCGUCAAGACUGUCGAAGCCCAGAUGGUGCAUUUGAACGCGCAGCUGCACUCUCUCGACGAUAUUGUCUCGCGAAUCCGCGCGCAGAAUAAUGCUCACCAUACUACUCACACAGUAUCUCUCAAUGCUCUUUCAUCGACAGUUCAGUCGUCAUACUCGAGUAUUGGGGACCAUCUUUCGACUUCGUUUGCACGUGUGCAGUCUCUUGAAUCAGACGUGGCUGCUCAAACAACAGCUCUCAAGGAUACUCUUCUUACUCUCUCUGAGGAUUCUAGUAUCCGCACUCCCCUCCACGAGCUUCGAGAUAGCAUUAGCAACCAGAGCCUCAUGGAGUACAGCUCGACUGGGGAGACUCCGCAAAAGACGUCUUACACCGUUCCAUCCACUCUUCCCCGUACCGAUUCCCAAGAAACCAUUCUCUCCCACCUCCGCGACAGACCUGCUUCUACAGAUACAGUGCGCAGUCCGACAAAAGGCCAUGUCUUCAACGAUGCGACCAACACCACCUUAUCCGACGAUAAUUUCUUCUCCUCAACAAUGGCCAAACCCAACUUCUCCCAUUCUAUCAUCACAAACACUCACUCAGUCCCAGGCAUGGCGGGUCACUCUCUACGCGAGUUAGAUGUUAACAUCGUCUCGCAGGACUCGCUCAAAUCUCCCCCUCUCGUCUCCCCAUCCGAAGUCGUCACCGGCAACGGUGGCGGGCCUCCGCCUCUCAAAAAGCAGAACCGGGGUGAGGAUGGCGGGUCGAGUAAGUUGCCAAUGAAGAAGAUGGGACGCAAGACGGUUGGGGGACUGGGUGCGAGUCAGGGUCCUGGAGAUCGGGAGAAUUUGACGAUUACAAAUUUUUCAGCGAGUGUGGGGCCGGGGGUUGUUGGGGGGCGGAGACUAAGGAGCCAUGGGAGUAGUUCAUCUGAAAUGAGAAGGCGGCUUAAUGAUCUGGACGUGGAUCUGUGGAUCUGUGGAUCUGUGCUUGGCAUUACCACCUUCCUAGGCUACUUAAUCAGCGGCCGGUUUGCAGAGGUCAUGUUCUCUGCUGAGUUUCCACGGCGUUGCCUUGAUUUCAUGGAUUGCUUUUCACUUUCCAUGAACACCCCAUAA